Molecule: messenger RNA, 750 nt
Organism: Miscanthus lutarioriparius
Lineage: Eukaryota; Viridiplantae; Streptophyta; Magnoliopsida; Poales; Poaceae
Source: the annotation of a GenBank genome assembly
AUGGCUGCCGUGACCAGCACCGCCUCCCUCUGCCCGGCCGCAGCCGGCGGCCUCUCUUCGUCGUCGCCGUUCACGCGCAAGCCCAGCAGCAAGAGGCUGCAGCAGGCAGCAUCAACGGUCCGCCACUGCCGCCCUGCACGGGUGGAAGGGCUGGACCGGAGGGACGCCUUGCUGGGCAUCGUCCUCUCCACCGCGGUGGCGCCGCUGCUCGCCCCUGCCGGUGCUCUAGCGGACGAGGCCACCACCGAGUCGCAGGAGGGCUUCACUACCUACGAGGAUGAGGCCAACAAGUUCAGCAUUCAAGUUCCACAAGGCUGGCUGGUCGGCGCCGGCGAGGCCAGCGGCAUCAAGUCCGUCACGGCGUUCUACCCCGAGCAGGCCGCCGCCGAUUCCAACGUCAGCGUCGCCAUCACCGGGAUCGGGCCGGACUUCACCAGCCUCAAGUCCUUCGGCGACGUCGACGCCUUCGCCGAGGGCCUGGUGAACGGCCUGGACAGGAGCUGGCAGAGGCCGCCGGGGCUCGCCGCCAAGCUCGUCGACUCCAGGGCAGCAAACGGCCUGUACUACCUGGAGUACACGCUGCAGAACCCCGGCGAGCGGCGGCGGCACAUCGUCUCGGCCAUCGGGAUGGCGUUCAACGGCUGGUACAACCGCCUCUACACGGUGACAGGCCAGUACAUCGACGACGAUGAUUCGGAGAAGUACAGGCCACAGAUAGAGAAGGCUGUCCGAUCGUUCAGGCUCACAUGA